AUGACGAUGCGGAUGGAUUGGAGUGUGAAAAUAAGUUACAUGUCCAGGAUUGGGAGAGAAAGGACUUGGUCACAAAACAGAUUGGAGAAAGAGGACAGGUCAGAGGUAGAGGAAGGGCAAGAGGUAGAGGACAGGUUGCAGAAAGAGGACAGGCCACAGGUACAGGACAGACAAGAGGUUGAGGACAGGUUGCAGAAAGAGGACAGGCCAGAGGUAGAGGACAGGUUGCAGAAAGAGGACAGGCCAGAGGUACAGGACAGGUCAGAGGUAGACGAAGGACCAGAGGUAAAGGAAGGGCAAGAGGUAGAGGACAGGUUGCAGAAAGAGGACAGGCCAGAGGUAGAGGACAGACAAAAGGAAGAAGGACAGGCCAGAGGUAGAGGACAGGCCAGGCCAGAGGUAGAGGACAGGUCAGAGGUAGAGGACAGGCCAGAGGUAGAGGACAGGUCAGAGGUAGAGGAAGGGCCAGAGGUAGAGGACAGGUUGCAGAAAGAGGACAAGAAAGAAAUAGAGGACAGGCCAGAGGUAGAGGAGCUACAGAGCGGGGAGUAG
Mizuhopecten yessoensis (Yesso scallop) is the source of this 552-nucleotide messenger RNA. Its product is annotated as myb-like protein X. The transcript has a single exon. Bases 1 to 552 code for a protein of 183 amino acids. The record is from RefSeq and is a predicted model, not a curated record. Lineage: Eukaryota; Metazoa; Mollusca; Bivalvia; Pectinida; Pectinidae.